UACAUUUGCCAUGUCCGGCGCUGUACUGCGGACCUUUUGCGUGGAUGUUUCAAGCAUAUUGUUAUCAAGAAACUGAGGGGAUGGAAUUUAUAUAACUGGAUUUAUACAUUUUGACAUCCUUGCUGACUCUUAAGUGUAUAUGAAGUACAGAAUCCUUUUUUUUCUACGCGCGGAUGAAAGUUCUAGAGUAGAGUCUGAGGAGUUAUCACGAUGUGAUUCUCUCCGAAAAUGUUGACGGAUGCUUUGAAGAAAGCCUUGGAAUACAUUUCAGAAUUGGCCCCAAUCCACGGUUACUGUUACGGACACAGUAUUGAGCGGUUUCAGUUGCGGAGAAGCUGUAAGAAGGGGCCGUCAAAACCCAAAUAACUACCAAAUGGAGCGGCAUUCCAGCCUAGUAUCCAUUUGGCUUCAGCUAGAGCUUUGUGCGAUCGCUGUCCUUUUGACGAGAGGAGAAAUUAGGUGUUACUGUGACGCUCCCCACUGCGUGGCCACUGGCUAUAUGUGCAAGUCGGAGCUUAACGCGUGCUUCACGCGCGUCUUAGACCCCCAAAGCACCAGGUCGCCCCUCUCUCACGGCUGUUACGACCCUUCGCCGACCUCCGGAAUCGCAUGCCGUUCCGAGUCAACCUACGACGGGCUCCGGGGCCCUGCGGUCCUGGAGUGUUGUCAUGAGGACAUGUGCAAUUACAGAGGCCUGCAGGACCUCAUCUACACCAGGGGAGAAAGCCCGGACCGCGGGGGCCGGCCCGGGACCGAAGGCGGCCGCCACGUGGUGGCCCGCGUCCAGGAGCUCCCCUCGGCCAAGGAGGUGUGGUUCCGCGCGGCCGUCAUCGCCGUGCCCGUCGCCGGCGGCCUGGUGCUGGCGCUGCUGGUCACUCUGGCGCUGCGCAUGCUCCGCAGCGAGAGCCGGCGCAUGCGGCGGCAGAGGCGGGAGAUGCUCUCGCGCCUGCACCGCGGCUUCUGCAGCCAGCCGCGCGCCGCCAAGGCCCGCGGCGCCAAGCUGGACCUGGAGUGCAUGGUGCCGCUCGGUGCGCACGAGAGCUGCUGCCUGACGUGCGACAUGGUCAGGCAGCCCGAGCUGAGCAACCAGGGAUUCCUGUCUCUGGUCCACUGGGGGAGGUGCAGCAGCAGGGGGAAGCUGGAGUUGGUCUGA
Messenger RNA from Electrophorus electricus (electric eel), 1153 nucleotides. RefSeq names its product BMP and activin membrane-bound inhibitor homolog (Xenopus laevis) b (gene bambib). Gene Ontology annotation, biological process: positive regulation of canonical Wnt signaling pathway; transforming growth factor beta receptor signaling pathway; negative regulation of transforming growth factor beta receptor signaling pathway. Gene Ontology annotation, molecular function: frizzled binding. Lineage: Eukaryota; Metazoa; Chordata; Actinopteri; Gymnotiformes; Gymnotidae. The record is from RefSeq and is a predicted model, not a curated record.